Messenger RNA from Zychaea mexicana, 1500 nucleotides. RefSeq names its product mate-domain-containing protein. Gene Ontology annotation, cellular component: membrane. The record is from RefSeq and is a predicted model, not a curated record. The transcript is spliced from 3 exons. Bases 1 to 1500 code for a protein of 499 amino acids. Lineage: Eukaryota; Fungi; Mucoromycota; Mucoromycetes; Mucorales; Lichtheimiaceae. Gene Ontology annotation, molecular function: antiporter activity; xenobiotic transmembrane transporter activity. Gene Ontology annotation, biological process: transmembrane transport.
AUGUCUUCUCAUAAAUCACUGGUUGGAGAUAACAGUAGUGUUAAAAAAGCUACUACUGACUAUCAUGAAGAUCAGAGACAUCAGCAUUAUCCCGAAUCGUAUUCAUCCCAUUUCCAUUGGCUUUGUUGGAGCGUCUUGGCAUUAAUGAGCGGCCUAUUCAUCCAAGCGUCGGCCGGCUUGAUCACAGUUUCUUUCGUUGGUCAUUUGGGAACGAAUGAACUAGCUGGCAUGUCUCUGGCGCAAAUGAUUGAACGUUGUUCAAUCAUGUGUUUAUCAUUUGCAAUGGCUUCCGCACUAGAUACUCUAUGUGGACAAUUCUGGACGGGUGCCCAAGACAAGAAAGCGAUCGGAUUGCAGCUUCAACGUGCUUGUUGUAUUUUCAUGGUGAUCGCAGUACCUAUUUAUAUGGCUUGGUUUGUCAGUUUGGCAUUGCUACGACAUGGAGGAUUCGUAGAUAUUCAGGCUGCUCGUUAUGCACGCACUUAUUUGCUUUUUUGCAUACCGGAAAGCUUGUUAUUCGGGGGAUCACGUAUGAUUUGCGCCUAUCUACAAGCUCAAGGAAUUAUGCGCGUAGGAUUGUAUGCAGCAGCUCUCGCAGGACUUCCAUUGACCAUUGCUGCAAACUACAUUUUAGUGAGCGGUGGCAAGGAAGGCGCAUAUUUUCCAAUGAACUUGGGUAUCCAAGGCGCUGGGAUGGCCGAAACUAUCUCUGCAGCAGGCAUUUUUAUCUUCAUGAUUAUCUACAGUCGUUGGGUUGCUGGGUCACAAGGCUGGGGUGGGUGGACCAGAAAAUGCCUAUACGGAUGGGCACCGAUCAUACGACUUUUGGUCCCCAGCACAUUUAUUUUGCUGCUUCAACUAGCCGUUCCUCAACUAUGCACCUUGGCCGCAUCCCAUUUUACUACUGGUGGUGAUGAUGGUACAUCAUCCUCUGCACUGCUAGCAGCUCAUUUUGUCUUGGUCAGCACCAAUGUUGCGUUCCUGUCUUUUAGCGCUUCCUUAAAACAUGUCAUGACAACCCGUAUAGGCAACUUAAUGGGCAUGGGCAGUUUAAAAGAUACCAAGCGUGCCAUGUGGGUUGGUUGUUGCCUAGCAAUGACAGGUGGUCUCACGUGCGCUACAAUUCUGAUGGCGUGCCGACACAGAUACCCGUAUUUCUAUACUACCGACAAGAAUACUGUACAGAUCAUCGUUCAGACCAUACCGGUGGUGUGCUGUGGUCAGCUUGUUACGCCUUGGAGUUUUCUUGCGACUGGAGCAGCGUACGGUGUGGGCCGUCAACGAGUAGUAGCACUGGUGACUUUGGUGUCGUACUUUUUGGUCGGUGCUCCUCUAUGCUAUUACUUUGCUUUCAUUCUCGGUUGGUCCGUGUUUGGCCUUUGGAUCGGAUUGGUUGCGGCUGAAGUUGCUGUUGCUGUAAUCCUACUUUUCUAUCUGCAACAGGUGGUGGAUUGGACGGCAGAGGCUCAUAGAACUAUGAUGAGGAUAACAAAAGAAUAA